Prunus persica (peach) is the source of this 2412-nucleotide messenger RNA. RefSeq lists its product as uncharacterized. NCBI's taxonomy places the organism in Eukaryota, Viridiplantae, Streptophyta, Magnoliopsida, Rosales, Rosaceae. Bases 1 to 2271 code for a protein of 756 amino acids. The transcript is spliced from 6 exons. The record is from RefSeq and is a predicted model, not a curated record.
AUGCCGUUCGGCAAGUAUAAUUUGGCAACUUCGGUAGGGUUUGGCUUUGGGAGCAUUAGAGUAACAAAUCGUGGAGAUUUGAUCUUGCCGUUUGGCGACUUGGGUUGUGCAGUGCCGAUCGGCAGGUGCGGGCCGAGGAAGUGUUGCUGUGCUGUGAGCAUAUUGGUUGUGGCUGGACCCUUGCCGUUCGGCAAGGGUGUUUGGGUAGUUGUCGAGUGGUGGUGUUUCGGCUUCGGCGAAGAUUUGAUUGUGUUUCGAAAAUCCGAGUGGCUAGCCCUUGCCGUUCGGCAAGUCUUGGCCACGGUUGGCUGUGAUCGAAGCUUCGGCAGCUGUGUUCUCUCUCGGCAGGAAGUUUACGUCGGUGGGUUUGGAGAAUGGCCGAGAGCUAGGCAAGGUGCUGGCCGAGGGGGAUGUCGAGGUGCUGCCAAGGAUUUUCGAAGUUCCGUGGUGUCCGAAAGAGCUAGGUCUCGUGCGCAAGAGCCUGGUCUCCUUGGGCAGUUAGUGUCGAGCAAAGGUUGGGAUGAUCACGGGAGAUGCAGAGAAAUAUAUAGAGUUAGAGGUUAUAGCAAAUCGGGUUCUAGCCUUGCUGAGACGCAAGAAGUGGGUUCGAGCAACCAGGCAUCACCAUCAGGGUCUGUGGGUAUAGCCGUGGCUUCGGUGUCAGAGGGAUUAGACAUCCGGGUUGGUGUCCCGUUGCCGAGGCGUAAUACACUUACAGAAGCGAAAUUGGCCCAGCUACGAACAGAUUUUUGUGUGCCAGCCUAUGUGGGCUUGAGGUUACCCACGGAGGCUGAUGUAGUCAGAUAUCCCUCGGAUGGCUCCGUGAUGAUUUUUACAGAUAUGUAUCGGCAUGGCUUCAGACUACUGUUUCAUCCGUGGGUUCAUAUGAUGUUGGCCAAGUUGGGGUAUGCACCGGGGCAGUAUAAUCCCAACUUUUGGAUUCUUCUUCAUGGGGUGUAUAUCGCCUGGUGGUUGGCUGGGUUAGGGGAGCCAACGUUUGAGCAGUUCAUGUACCUGUACUCGAUUUCGAAGCAACAGGGGAAUUUUGGCUGGGUACAGGCCAAUUGCCGAAAGGCGAAGGAGAGGGGCUAUUUUAUUGGACACAAGCCCACAACGCAAAAGUCCUGGAGGAACAGGUGGUGCUUGGCUUAUGGGGACUGGGAAUGUCCUCCAGGGAAGAGCGUUGUCCAGCACAUUCCUACCCACUUCCAGUCCAUAGGUUCAGUGAAGUGGGGCCCUAUCUCCAAGGAGCAAGAAGACGAAGUUGAGUGGGUGAGGGCGCAGCUAUCAGAGACUGAGCGUGAGUGCGGGAACCUAGUCACGCAGAAGAAUUUGUUUGAGUCCGGACUGCUGCAAGGAAUGGCUGGCAUCAUAAGGGGGAGCACGAAGGUGGCCGUAGACAUUGAUGAGGCCGAGAUGCAGAAGCGGCUGAGGGAGUCUCGGGCCAAGAAAGCUGAGAAAAGUGCUGGGAAACGACCCAGGGAUGAGGAUGAGGGUCGGGUCGCGGACGUGCUGGGGAAGAGGAAGGCUUUGGAGGAGGCUCAUCAGCAUGUGAUGGGGUCAGGGCCGAGGCUUCCGCCCUUUGAUCUGCAGGCACCGCCGAAGCUACCCUUCGGCAUGGAGGAUGUGUUCGCUGAAGGGGUAGAGAAGGUAGACUUCGGCAGGCUACGCCAGCAGAAGAAGGAGGUCAACCUGGCUAUGCACCGGCAGGAGGUGCCCUUAGUGAACGUCUUCCUGGAAGGCGUGAAGAGCGACCCUGAGGCUCUGGCGAGGACUCCAGCUUCUUCCUUCAUUGACCGGGCCCAAAAGACGAUCCUCACCUCUGCCUAUGCCUUUGGCGAGAUGUACGUCAGCAUGGCCAAGGCUGACAAGGAGAUCCAGAGGCUGAAGAGGCGGGAUGAGCUAGCCAAGAGCAAAAUGGCGGAGGCGCAGGAGGCCAUCCGAGAGAAGAACGCCUUGCUGGUUCAAAAGGCGGCCCUGGCCAGGGAGGUGGAGGAGCUGAAGAGGUCGAAGGCCGAGGAGGUGGCUGCUGCCCGAGUCGAGGCGAUUGAGUCCUUCCGAUCCUCGGAGGAGCUGAAGAGCUAUAUCAUGGACCGACUGGUUGAUGAGCAGCUUCGCUGGGAAGAUAGGUUGGUUAGGUUCAACCCCUCACUGGAGAUUAACUUUGACACCAGUGGCGAGCCUCCUGCACAGACCCCUCCUGCUGAUGCUAGCGCCCCGACACCAGAGGCUGAGCCAGCCACUGAGGAUGCUCCUUCGACCGAGUCCUGAAGGCGUUGCCUUCGUGAUGUGUUAUAGCUAUUUUGUACUCUAGUGAUUGUGUUUGAACACUUGUUUGUUUUGUUUACUUUGGUUAUGUAUGAACAUUUGUCCUUGCCUGGAGCAAGGUUGUUUUUAUUUAUGAUAUGAACU